AUGUCAGGUCUAUCAGGAAUGCCUUGUUGUGGAUGGUUCCCGAAAAUAGCUGCCUCCCCCGUGGUGGUGGUUCUGAGUGGCAUGUCUGUGGGAGCAGGAUUCUCGUAUAUGGAGAAUAUCGACUACCUAGCCAAGAUCGCGCCUACCGUCUUCAAGACGAGGAACAUCCUCACAGCUGAAGUCCGGCUGUUUGCAGCAAUUCUGCACAUUGCCAUGACAGGCACCUGUGCUUUCUUCCUGGCGGUCUCAAUGUUCUCUCCCGGCAGCAAACGCUGGUAUAUGAAGUAUGUCGGCUUCGUACUGAUGAUGUUUGGCCAUGGCAUUUACGACGCCAUUUGCACGUUCCAAGGGCGCAUCGGCCCCACCUCGUGCUUUGUUCGUAUCCAAUGCUUCUUCGACGCCGGAGUGAAAAAAUGUGCGUUCUAUCGGACGGGUAAGUUGGAACUGUGCGUCUGCGAUGAUUAUUGCUUGCGAGAAAUCGGGGCUCAGGACGCCCAGCUGUUCAUGAAUGCCACCUAUGCUUUCGAUAGCUACAAGGAUGAUGCUCCUACUAGAGCCGUGCUGAAGGAUGCGGGUGAGGUGGAGACUGGAAGCCUUUCCAAUCCUCUGCGAAGUUUAAUUACGCUCCCGUUGAGUGCUGCGGACCUCUUCGGGCAGAACGAUCCGGAGAAGCGGUUCCUGUGUCCGACUACAUCUCCGGAGUUGUUUGUUUGCGGACCGCAAAUCGUGGGGUGGUGGCCAGGAACCUGGACGAGCUACGUUUGGGGCGGAGGAAUCAUGGCCUUCUUUGCGGCGCUUUGUUGUGUGGGACUUCCCAUGCUGCAGAAUUCUGCACAAUCCGCAGCUCCCGUUGAGCCUCCGCCCCGGAGUGAGGAGGAUGGCAUCGCCAUGUCGCAAACGCGCCUUUCGCCGGUCGUCGUCGUCGGCUAG
Symbiodinium sp. CCMP2456 is the source of this 930-nucleotide messenger RNA. The record is from the annotation of a GenBank genome assembly. NCBI's taxonomy places the organism in Eukaryota, Dinophyceae, Suessiales, Symbiodiniaceae.